Messenger RNA from Ascochyta rabiei, 1650 nucleotides. RefSeq lists its product as uncharacterized. Lineage: Eukaryota; Fungi; Ascomycota; Dothideomycetes; Pleosporales; Didymellaceae. Gene Ontology annotation, cellular component: mitochondrion. Gene Ontology annotation, molecular function: D-lactate dehydrogenase (cytochrome) activity; D-lactate dehydrogenase (NAD+) activity; FAD binding. The record is from RefSeq and is a predicted model, not a curated record. The transcript has 3 exons. Gene Ontology annotation, biological process: lactate catabolic process. Bases 1 to 1650 code for a protein of 549 amino acids.
AUGGUCGCAACCACGAAACCUCUUGCGCUGCCACCCGACGUCAGUAGCGAUGUCUUCGACAAAUUCUUGACAGCUUGUCAUAAUGUUGGUCGUGACAACAUCGAAGUCAUAUCCUCCGCGUCCCAGAUUGACGAUGGCAACUACAUGAAGCCGAACUACACGCACGACCCUCAUCACAUCAUGAAGCAAGAUUUCUUCCUUGCUUCAGCUGUCAUCGCCCCUCGCAAUGUCGCCGAUGUUCAGACUAUCGUCAAGGCCGCAAAUGAGUACCAUGUACCAUUAUGGCCCAUUAGUAUUGGGAGGAACUCAGGCUAUGGCGGCGCCGCUCCACGCGUAUCUGGUAGUGUUGUCGUCAACAUGGGCAAACAUAUGAACAGGAUCCUCGAAGUCAAUGUAGAGGGAGUCACAUUUCACGAUCUAUAUACUUAUCUCGUCGAAAACAACCUUCGCGAAAAGCUUUGGCUUGACGUACCUGAUCUUGGUGGCGGUUCAGUCCUAGGUAACACUAUGGAGAGAGGUGUUGGUUACACUCCUUAUGGUGAUCACUUCAUGAUGCAUUGCGGCAUAGAGCUCGUCUUACCGAGUGGCGAGCUCAUCCGUACUGGUAUGGGUGCCUUGCCUCACCCUUAUGAGAAGGCCGGUGUUCCCCCCCAAGACCAACCUUGGAACGAUUCGGCACAGCUGUUCAACUACGGCUUCGGUCCCUACGUUGACGGAAUUUUCACACAAUCUAAUCUGGGUAUCGCUACAAAGAUGGGCUUAUGGCUCAUGCCGAAUCCAGGUGGUUACCAGUCAUAUCUUAUCACAAUCCCUCGUGAGGACGACUUGAAGCAGGCCGUUGACAUCAUCCGGCCACUGAGAUUGAAUAUGGUCCUCCAGAAUGUACCAACAAUUCGACACAUCCUCCUCGACGCCGCUGUGUUGGGUCACAAAUCCGAUUACACCUCAGAUAUCAACAAGCCCCUCACAGAUGCCGAGCUAGACGCCAUAGCUGAGAAGCUCAAGCUUGGCCGGUGGAACUUCUAUGGUGCGCUCUACGGGCCGCAGCCAAUCCGUGAUGCAACGUGGACUGUCGUCAAACAAUCCUUCUCGGCCAUCCCAGGAGCAAAGUUCUACUUCCCAGAAGACCGACAGGAGGCAAACUCAAUCUUGCAUACUCGCCACAAGACUAUGCAAGGUAUCCCCACCUACGAUGAGCUCAAAUGGCUGGAUUGGCUACCAAAUGGCUCUCAUCUCUUCUUUUCGCCAAUAUCUAGGGUGAAUGGCGAAGACGCAACCAAGCAAUUUGCUCUCACCAAAGCCCGGUGUCAUGAAGCUGGCCUUGACUUCAUCGGUACAUUCACGAUUGGCAUGCGCGAAAUGCACCACAUUGUAUGCAUUGUUUUCAAUCGCAAAGACGAGGAACAAAAGAAGAAAGUCAUAUGGCUAGUCAAAACGCUGAUCGAUGACUGUGCUAAGCAAGGAUGGGGGGAGUACCGGACACAUCUUGCAGCCAUGGAUCAGAUCAUGGACACGUACUCGUUCAACAAUAACGUCUUCAGGCGAUUCAACGAGACGAUAAAGAAUGCUGUUGAUCCCAACGGCAUCUUGGCACCGGGUAAAUCUGGGAUUUGGCCUAAGCAGUAUGUCCGCAAGCAGUGGAAGCUUUAG